CUCCCACAGUCCCACUUACAACGAUCGCCAAUGGAAGAUUGAAUGCAAGGCUUUCGAGACAACCGAAGAUUGCUCCUGGACGGGUUUCCACAACUUAUAUGAGACAGAACUCAACUUCAACUGCCCGGCCAAUCAUGUGAUUACUGGUAUCUUCAGUGACUUCAGCAUCCAACAUGGAGGCAGAAAAUGGAAUUUCAGAUGCUGCUCUGCUCCAAAUUUUACCACAUUUGAAUGCCGGGACACCCCAAUGGUGAACUACUGGGAUGAAGACUUUAUCUGGCACAUCCCUGGAGACAACUUCCUAACAGGCGUCCAUACCCACCACAAGAACAACAAUGG
Molecule: messenger RNA, 339 nt
Organism: Larimichthys crocea (large yellow croaker)
Lineage: Eukaryota; Metazoa; Chordata; Actinopteri; Sciaenidae
Product: dermatopontin-like
Exons: 2
Biological process (GO): collagen fibril organization
Cellular component (GO): extracellular matrix
Source: RefSeq, a predicted model, not a curated record